CAAAACACCUGCUUCCAUGGUUCCAAAUAUACAGGACUACCUUUACAAAAAAGUUACAAUAGGCAGUGAGAUUGUCACCUACCGUGUCUUAAGUCGCGAAUUCUCUAUACACGUCAAUGAGGCGAAGAGGGAACUGGAGAGGUUUCAUUCAUUCUCAUUAAAGGGUCCUACUCCUGUACAUGCAACGUACCUACUUGCGGGAGUGCCGGAAGCCACAUUCCAAGACACAAGCAUUCCAACGACUGAGGACACUCACGAGAAAGCGCUUUUUACUCGAUCCCUAUCCCAUUCCUCUAUUAUGCUUGUUCGCGGGGAGAAUCUGGAAAAAAUAAAAUCUCAGUUCACUCGAAUAAGCUCCAUACACAUAUACGGCAUAUCCCCGUCUACUCUAACUGAUCCCGUUCUCCUUACUACGACAGCACCGGGGGUCCGAAGCAAGGACGAUGCCUCCCGAAAUCCCGAAUAUGCCAAGUUAAUUGGCACGACACUUAACCCACACUGGAAUGAGACGAUAAAGGGGAAAAUGAUGGCCGAGCCUAUAAAACCAGCAUCCAAGGCAGUGCCGAAGCCUUCCGGCUUUGCUCCAACGCCUCCAGCUGGCCCCAAGGUUACUGAGGGUGCGUCGACCAAAUUACCGAAAGCCGAGGAAAAGAAGAGGACAGGGACGCUUGACUGGGGAAAAACGAAGACGAAGGCAAUAGAGGAGAACAAGGAUGGUGAAGGGGCCACGAGCGCAAGAUCUGUGUUAGCUGAGCGUAGCCCUUCGUCCUCUAAGACUUUCGGAGCCGAUGGGCCCUCACCUAUGCUCAUUGAGCCGUCCUCUGGGGACCCCACUCCUCCUACAAGAACGGCAUCUGGUCGCCGGCUGCGAAAACGUAUCCUUCUCUCGGAUGAAGAAGUUGACGAAGAUCCGAAAACUACCGCCAAGGUUUCUCCACCAAAGAAGAGGAAAUCCGUUGCUCCGGAAGCCAGCGACGACGAUUCGAUGGCCGGUGUUUCAAAGAAACUGAAGGGCUCGAGAUUAAUGGUCACUUCCGAUGAAGAACAUUAUGCCCCGGGGUCUGCCCAAGAGCGAAAGGUAUCCCACGGUGAUGAGUCUGAGAGUAGCGGACCCGAACACACCCCCCUCAGUGCCAGCGAGCUCCGUCGUAAGAUGCAAGACCCUCGGUUCAAGGCCGAGAGGAUAAAGGAAAAGCAGAAGAACAAGUCUUUUGGCAUCGAUGUUUCAGCUGCCAAAGGAAAGCAAGAGGCCGCACGCGCAGCACGGAAGAAAGCGCCCAAGGGGAAAAGGAAAGUUCAGAAGACUAGGACUUACAAAGAUGCCAAGGGAAGGACUGUCACGGAAGACUACUCAUCUUUCGAGUCAGAUGAAGAACCCAAGACAUCUGAAGCCACAUCCGGACCGAAUUCCACUGGGACAGGAACAAAAGUAGCUCAUGGACAAGCGACUGGCAACACCAGCAUUGACCCCAAACCUGCUACAAGGACAAAAGCGUCCACGAACGAUGAGAAGAAACUACCUAUCCAGAAGAAAACACCGGUGGAUCCAUCCACGAAAUCAAAUGUCAAGCCGCGAAAUAGCGGUCAACAGACGCUUGCUGGGUUCUUCAAGAAGUGACUUCACAUCAAGGUUUGCAAUGAGUGGGUAUUCUACGAUCAACUUUUGAUUCUACGGAUCGGACUUUGUUCCACCUCGAUGAGAGGAUACAAAUGUUGAAUGUUUGUACGCG
Molecule: messenger RNA, 1730 nt
Organism: Cantharellus anzutake
Lineage: Eukaryota; Fungi; Basidiomycota; Agaricomycetes; Cantharellales; Hydnaceae
Product: DNA polymerase subunit Cdc27
Exons: 8
Coding region: 17-1618 (533 amino acids)
Biological process (GO): DNA synthesis involved in UV-damage excision repair; DNA replication; nucleotide-excision repair, DNA gap filling
Cellular component (GO): nucleus; delta DNA polymerase complex
Molecular function (GO): DNA-directed DNA polymerase activity
Source: RefSeq, a predicted model, not a curated record